AUGCAUAUGAGAGACCUAUUUUCCAGGGGCGGCAGUGACUCCGACUUACACUCCGUCGCGCCGUCCGAAACGAAGUCAGAAGCGACCCAUCGCCAUGAGCUGUUGUUAAAAGUGCAGUACGCCCUCGCCGACAUCAUCGGCUUGGGCGCAUUACCAUCCAUCAUCCCGCCCGGCCGAGAACACCACCACUGCAAAAAGCGACCAGUCUUCAUCGCUUGGCAUCCCGUGGCGGACAACCUGGGAGUGUUAUUUGCCGAGCAUACGCGACUGGGGCAAGCUAUCACCAAGGAAAUGGGCGAGUUUCCAGAUCCGACAAAUCACUGGGCUGUAUUGGUGGGGGAUCGGGAUACGGAUUAUUAUCAUGAGCUGUGGAUGGAGAAAGACUUUACAGUGGUAAACCAGCAUGGCUUGGUCGGGUCACAGAAGUGGACGAACAAGCUACAAGUUGGAGAGACGAGGUGGAAUGAUCAAGCAGUAUUAGCAGCCAGUAACAAGGCAAUAAAGCAGAUGAAGCCAAGGUAUGGCUUGAUCGAUAACAACUGCCAAAUUUUCGCCUCUCACCUCCUCCUUGAGCUAGGCAUCAAAUUGGGAACAGAUAUCAACACUGCUAAGGAUAUGAGAGACAAGUUACUCGCAGAGUUCAGCGAGAUUUCAUGGCGGAAGAAACUGGCCAACAAGGACUGGCAGACCCCAAAAUUCCUAAAGGUGAAGGAAAUUCGGCGGAGCAUCAGCCCUGCCUUUGGGGGAAAUGUAGAGCGAGAACCAGAAGCACAUGAGGAGGUUGUGAUGCAGGAAAGGAAAGCCAAAUUACGACCUUUUAGUUGGGGGAAGAAGAAAGAAGUGGUUGCGCAACUUCCAACCUCGCCAUGA
Molecule: messenger RNA, 870 nt
Organism: Neurospora tetrasperma FGSC 2508
Lineage: Eukaryota; Fungi; Ascomycota; Sordariomycetes; Sordariales; Sordariaceae
Exons: 3
Coding region: 1-870 (289 amino acids)
Source: RefSeq, a predicted model, not a curated record